CUGCGCAGGCGCACACCGAGAGCCACUUCCGGAACAAGCGUCGCGUUUCUCAGGAGAAACUCUUGUUGAGAAUUCCCAGAGUGAUAAUGGCUACCUACAGCCUGGCGAACGAGAGACUACGCGCUCUGGAAGACAUUGAACGGGAAAUCGGCGCCAUCCUUCAGAAUGCAGGUACUGUGAUCCUAGAAUUGUCCAAGGAAAAAACUAACGAGCGGCUCCUAGACCGGCAGGCGGCGGCCUUCACCGCUUCAGUGCAACACGUGGAGGCGGAGCUGUCAGCUCAGAUCCGCUACCUCACCCAGGUGGCCACAGGGCAGCCCCAUGAGGGCUCCAGCUACUCUUCGAGGAAGGACUGUCAGAUGGCUCUGAAGCGAGUGGACUAUGCCCGCCUCAAGCUCAGUGAUGUGGCUCGAACCUGUGAGCAGAUGCUGGAGAACUAGGCCAGGGAGAUGGACCCAGAGCUGAGAGGGAGACCAUCACCUGUGCCAUGGGACAGAACCUGGGAACAUGUAGUGUGGGGAGUAUGAGCACCAACAUACCCUGCUGGUCAAAGUACCCUAGGACAAAGGGGCAAAUGGUGGGCAUGGAAAAACUGAAGCCCGAGCCUGCCCACAGCUAUGCCCUGGCCUCUCCAGCAGGGUGCUCCUGCUCUGCACUCCAGAAACACCCUGACAGGCUCAGAGAGGAGAUGGAAACUGACAUACCCAACCCACUUCCUCAAACACUUCAUGCUGCUGCCCCAGGCUUCCCGCAGACUUGGCCUAACGAAGAUACAUACUUCUUCAUUCAGAGAGACAAAACAAGAACUAGAGUUUUAAUAAUAAUAAAAGCAAUAACAAUAAAAACAA
Molecule: messenger RNA, 848 nt
Organism: Gorilla gorilla gorilla (western lowland gorilla)
Lineage: Eukaryota; Metazoa; Chordata; Mammalia; Primates; Hominidae
Gene: MED11
Product: mediator complex subunit 11
Exons: 3
Coding region: 87-440 (117 amino acids)
Biological process (GO): regulation of transcription by RNA polymerase II
Cellular component (GO): mediator complex
Molecular function (GO): transcription coregulator activity
Source: RefSeq, a predicted model, not a curated record